Vanessa atalanta (red admiral) is the source of this 1705-nucleotide messenger RNA. RefSeq names its product ras-related and estrogen-regulated growth inhibitor-like protein. The record is from RefSeq and is a predicted model, not a curated record. Gene Ontology annotation, molecular function: GTPase activity; GTP binding. Lineage: Eukaryota; Metazoa; Arthropoda; Insecta; Lepidoptera; Nymphalidae. The transcript has 6 exons. Bases 272 to 907 code for a protein of 211 amino acids.
CUUUUGAUGCAGCGUGCGCGCAGAUGCCGGCAGUCGCACAGGUAACGUUGCGGCAGAUAGUCGAGUCAAUGGUACGCCCACCACCGCUAUCGGACGCUUUCUCGAACGCAUUUACGAUAAUUUUACGAGAUUAAUCCAAAUUUUAUUUAUGAAUUUAUUAGUGCACCGUGAAGAAAGUGAUUAUAAACUGAUGUGUUAAAUGAUACGGCUAUAAUAACCAUGUCCGGUUGAACAUUUUGUUUUAUUGUGUUAUUCAAAAAAGUCGGUCCAAAUGAAGAUGACUGUAAAUCGUAUAAGGGUAGUCGUGCUUGGGAGCCCUCGGAGUGGGAAAUCGGCGGUGGUUGUGCGUUACCUUACAAAACGCUAUAUUGGCGAAUAUAGCUCGACUGGAGAUUUCCUCUACCAACAUAGAGUGGCGUUCGAUGGUGCAGUAUCGGAAGUAGAAAUAUUGGAUACUUCAAAUUGCGCAAUACGCGGCUGUCUAGGUGAUCAUGUGCGAUGGGGUGACGCGUUCGCGGUGGUGUAUUCGGUGUGUGAACGUCGCUCUUUCCUGGCGGCUGCUGAGCUCCUCUCACUCCUCGAGCGGACUCGGUUGCCAAGUUGUGCAGCCAUCACUCUCUUGGGCAACAAACGUGACCUCGAACACGCCAGGGAGGUCCACGCAGAGGAGGGUCAAGAGUUGUCGCUGCGGUUCGGCUGUCAGUUCUAUGAGGUAUCAGCUGCGGAAUCGUGCGCGGGCGCCGCGCUUGCAUUCCACGCGCUGCUACGAGAGGCGCGUGCUCUCGCAUUGUUAUUGCCCGCGCCUCGUCGCAAGCUAGCCGCCUACUCCGUUUCGAAGGUCAUUGGUACGAUAUUCGGCAAAAACAGCAAAAGCGUUCGAAAGAAACGACCAUCGCUUAGCAUUUAAGGUUUAUUUAUUGUAUAAUUAAUUUAAAUUGAUAGACUGCUAUAUGAUAUAUAAAAUUAAGUAAGAUAAGUCUGUAUAUAUAUACUUAGAAUUAGAUAAAUUGUAAAUAUAUUGAAAGAUGUUCAAGGGAUUUGUUUAAAAAUGAACGGUAGGUAUUAGCUUAAGAGUGUUCUUUGUUUUAAAUAUAAAUAAUAAAUAAAACUUUCAGUAUUAAAUAAAUUACAAAACGUCAAACUAUGUUAUAAAAUUUUCUGCGUUCGAAUGAAUGAAAUGAAUGUUUAUAAUUCAAAACGUUUCAAUAACGGUCUUACUUAUAAAUAACUAUUUUCCGCCCGUGGCUUCGCCUGCACGUGACCGGAGAAGCAGGUUUUAGAUAUAAAAAGUAACUUUCGUACUAUUUCAGACAAAAUCUUUUGUGAAAUUUCACUAAUAUUCGUUCAUCCGUUCUAGCGUGAGAAACAAACAUGCAUCCAUCCGAAAUUUCGCAUUUAUAAUAUUAAUAAAAUAUAAUAUUUUUAGUAAAUUGUUAGUUGAACAUUGAUUUUCUCAUUCUGUCAUCGUUGAUUUGACAUUCGAAAGAAGAAGACAAAGCAUCGUUAACUAAUUACCCCUUAAACAACAUUUAUAAGUAAUUCCGUAAAUAUUAAAUGCAUUGAAGUAUGUAACAUAAGUGUAAAUAAUAAUAACAUUGUCUGUAAAUAUAACGGUGUAUUUCAUAUGAAGCCUCGCAUUCAAGUUGUUAAGAUUAUGUAUUAAUCUCUGAUAAUAACUACUAUCUUGUAAAUAUUAAUUUUAUGA